Molecule: messenger RNA, 9756 nt
Organism: Zootoca vivipara (common lizard)
Lineage: Eukaryota; Metazoa; Chordata; Lepidosauria; Squamata; Lacertidae
Source: RefSeq, a predicted model, not a curated record
GAUGCGGUUCCACAGGUAGGACCUGUACCUAUAGGAUGUGAGGCCCACAUGCCUCUGUGGGGAAGAGGCGCCUGGGGUGGAGCGAGAGCCUCUGGCAGGAGGAUGUGGGGCGGACGCCGCGUUACGAGGGCUACUUUGAGCCAAGGAGGGUUGUGGGUCCUUGUGAUCACCUGGAAAACUUGCACAUAUAGUUUAUACCUGAUUUGGAGAGGUCCAUUGAAAGGCGUGUGUGUGUGUGUGUGUAUGAAUGAGAGAGAGAUCUGUAUUACUGAAAUGAUUCCUAUAGGGGGUAGUCUGUUUAAGCAGAAACAACAAAGUAGUGUUGUGGUAAAGACUUAACAGAUCUCAUUAUGGUAUAAGCAUUGUGGCAUCUGAUGAAGUGGAUUCUCGUUUGCAAAAGCUUAUGCCGUAAUAAAAUGUGUUAGUCUUUAAGGUUCCACAAUGCUUGUUAUGUUGCUGAAGUACCUAAAAGAAAUAAAGGAACCCUUUAGGAAAAAAAUGUUUUCAUAAAGCCAUCUCUAUCCCCCCCCUCCCCGCUUGUGUGUGGAUGUUGUGUUAUGGGGUCCUGUAGGGGCUUCUGUGCACCUGGGGAGAGAUCUGGAGUAUUUCUCAUCAAUGGUUGGAAAACCCCUAUUAGCAUAUAAGUGCAUCUCUUAACUAUAAGUAACUUUAGAGUGAUAAGAAUUCGUAACGAAUUACUAGAGGAAUGUGUAGCUAGCUGUCAGCAUGUCUGCAUAUCUAUUUACUUCUUUUCUCUAACUGGUUUUGGUUUUUGCUAGUUGUGGGCAGAGACAAGGCAGUAAGUAGGCAGAGGAAUGAAGCUGCAGCCUCUUAACUAUGGGAAGGCUUGCUGGCUUUUGAGAUUUCAUUGGCCUUUAUCUGCACAGUUUGCAGACUUAAGGGCUAGAGACAUACAUCUUUGUUUUCUUUUCCAAAAUUGAAAGGGAAGAUUCUUAAGAUUCAGAAUUCUGCCCCCAGUGCCAGAUUUGCCUGGUACUAUAGCCAGUCACUGACUGUAAUGUACAUUACAUUACAAAAAGUACAUUGCAAGUCACACCUUGUCAGCCUUACAGCUGUUAUGUAGAAUACAUCAAAACCUAGUGAAAUCUCAAUAGCUUGGCAGAAACACAGGAAGCCAUGUUUUAUCAAAUCAGAUCAUUGGUCUGUCUAGUAUUGUCUCUACACUGACCUGUCAUAGCUCUCCCAAGUUUUCAGAAAGGAGUAUUCCUCUGUCCUACCUGGAGAUGCUGGGGACAAAACUUUGGAUGUUCUGCAUGCAGAAUGUGUGCUUUACUGCUAAGCUGAUUACAAAUUGAGGCUACUACCUAAGAUAUUGAAUAUCCCCUUUCUCCCCAGGGCUGAUGCUUAAAAAUUGUGUGUGAUCCUAGGAACUUGGAAUAUUUCUUCUGUUCUGUAAGGGACACAGUUAAUAUUGUACCAUAAUAGCUCAGUGAUUAUGUGCACAGGUGGAAUCCCUGUAUUAUUAUUUUUUCAGGUCUUGGGUUCAGGACAUGUUGAAGGCUUGAAGGUAGAAAAUGCACUUUGCCUGUACAGUAUAUGUGCAUUUGUUUAUAUAUUUACCGGUAUAAAAGCUGUCCAGUAGAUUACAACAAAAAAUAUUUAAAAAUCUCAAACACAACAUAGUUUUAAAAAAUGCAAUACACCAGAUUUUUAAAAAGAAAAAAAAGCAGAAAUUGAAAAGCUUGUUAUGUUAAAAUAUUUAUUAAGUCUUCAGGUGGUGUUUAAACACCAGCAGUGUAGGAGCGAAGAACAUUUCCUGGUGCAGGAGAUUCUGUAACUGCUUCCUACAUUGUCACAAACCCAAUCUCUUGAUGACAGCAGGAGAUGGAGAAGUGCCUCUCCAAAUGAUCUAAAUGGAUGUGCAAGUUCAUAAAAGUUCCAGGUUCAAUUCUGACUGUCAAAUUAUCCCUUAAUAGCAGGGCUAAGACAGGGCACUGCUUGAGGCUUUGGGAGAGCUACUGCCCAUUAGAAUAGACAGUACCAGGUCAGGGAAUAGAACAGGGGCCCCAAACUAAGGCCCGGGGGCCGGAUGCGGCCCAAUCGCCUUCUAAAUCCGGUCUGCAGACAGUCCGGGAAUCAGCAUGUUUUUACAUGAGUAGAACGUGUCCUUUUAUUUAAAAUGCAUCUCUGGGUUAUUUGUGGGGCCUGCCUGGUGUUUUUAUAUGAGUAGAAUGUGUCCUUUUAUUUAAAAUGCAUCUCUGGCUUAUUUGUGGGGCAUAGGAAUUCGUUCAUAUUAUUUUUCAAAAUAUAGUCCGGCCCCCCACAAGGUCUGAGGGACAGUGGACCGGCCCCCUGCCAAAAAAGUUUGCUGACCCCUGGAAUAGAGGCUGAGAGAUAAUGACUCGUCUGUGGGGAACACUCUGAGGCCGCAACUGAACUGGGAUUUGAAUUCCUAGGUGGAUUGGACCACAUUAGUUUAUGGUAACCUGAUGGCAAGGCUGUCCUUAAACCUUUGACUCUAGAAAAUGCUAAUAUAUCAAAUCUGUUAGUAAAUGUUAAUAUUGAACAGUUUGGUGACAGUGUUCCCUAUUGCUGACAGGGGGUGGGAAGGGGUUUUUCCAGAUGUUAUUAAGGAACAGGAUCCAGAUGUCACUGUAAAAAAAAAGUGGUCCUUUUGCAGGAGAAUUGCAUUUACGCAGCAUUCAAAACUAUAGGUGGGAAAUUGCCCUUUUUCUCCAUAUAGAGUGUCAAUUGCAUUUAUGUAUAAGUUGUUCAAUGGGCCUAGCUACCUGUUGGUCACUACCUGUGACAUCAAUCACAGUAAAAAUUAUCUCUCUUUCUUUUAAGGCCUAAUAAUAAUAAUAAUAAUAAUAAUAAUUUAUUAUUUAUACCCAGCCCAUCUGGCUGGGUUUCCCCAGCCACUCUGGGCGGCUUCCAACUAAAUAUUAAAAACAGUACAACAUCAAAUAUUAAAAGCUUCCCUAAACAGGGCCGCCUUCAGUUGUCUUCUAAAAGUAAAAUAGUUACUUAUUGCCUUGACAUCUGCUGGGAGGGCGUUCCACAGGGCGGGUGCCACUACCGAGAAGGCCCUCUGUCUGGUUCCCUGUAACCUCACUUCUCGCAAUGAGGGAACCACUAGAAGGCCCUCGGUGCUGGAUCUCAGUGUCCGGGCUGAAUGGUGGGGGUGGAGACGCUCAUGGUGGGACUGAGCUUGCUCAUCAUUCAAGUGCAGUAGCACUCAUCUAGCCCUUUAAAAAAGCAUCAUUGCCAAAGCAUCUCCUAUCUCCUCUCUCUUUGUGAACCGUCUCCUGCCUUCCUUGAUUUUUCUUUAACUUUCCAAAGGCUUGUGUGUUCCUCUCUCCUGUGGUUAAACAUCCGCCAUGUGUUAAAAAGAACAAACCAUGCCCAUUUCAUCCAGUUCCUUUGAUAUUAUUAUCCCCAUAUUGCAGAUGCCAGGCGACGCAAAGAGAAAGUGGCUUUCUUAUGGCCACCUAGCGAGUUCAUAAUGGAGAUCGAGAUUCGAAUCUUGAAUUUUCUGAAUCGCAGCUCAGACUCUUAGCUGCUAAAACCACACUUAAAGAAGCAAGGCCGUUUGCAUUAAGCUUGGCUGCCUUCUUCAGGCAGUCACAAAUUAGUGGUGGGGCCACUCACACACUGGGUACAUGACAGCAUUCAGUGCUGCCACCUUGGUCUGCAAAUGGGACCUUUCACUUGGGUACCAGAGGUUCAGGACUGUGUGUCAGUCUAGUUUUCUUUUAUCUAUGGUCUCCUCUGAAGCAGUUCCCCACCCCCCAAAAAAUAUCCUGUGGGGAUUGCACAGAGCAGUUUUGCAGAAUAAUAUAAAGGAUAUAUAAAAAUAUUUCCAGGGGGUGCACUUUGCAGGAUGCAUAAACACAGAGAUAGCAAAAGAACACUCCAGAAUUGAAGCCCAGUAAACAGCGACAUAAAUGUAGCGAAAGCCUCAGGACACUUGCAGUGGUCACUAUUCAUGAGGGUAGUGCCUCUAAGGCUGAACUUCUAAACAUGCUUUCAGUCCUAUUGGACAAAGUGGCCAUGACUUCCAUGUCAGAUUCAGCAUGGGAUCCAGCUGUCAGUCUUCUCCAGAUAUGCCUCCCUCCCCCAACACUCCACAUCAAGCAAAACCCAGUCCUUUGCAAAGCAUGUAGGACAUAUUCUGCAGCAAGUCAGAAGGCUGUUGGGGCUGCGUUAGGUAGGUUGUUAUGUACAGUGCGGCUAGAGAGAGUUUUAUUUCCCAAAACACUACAACUCAGUUACUCAGGCAAUGAAAUCAGUUGGGCUAGACACCAGAAAGUGUUGCUUAUAUACAACACAAGGUUCGUAGUUCAUCAGUAGGACACAUGUUUUGCAUGCAAAUGGCUCCAUGUUCAAGCCUUGACGUCUCCAAGCUGGGAAAGAGUUCUGCCUGGAACCGCGAAGAGCUGCUGCCAGUCAGUGUAGACAUUUUUAAGCUAGAUGGGCCAGUAGUGUCUUUGUAUAGGGCAGCUUUCUACAUGAAUCCCUUGCUCAAGGUGCAGUACUUCACAUUAACUGAUUGUUUACUCUAGAAUAUGCUCCACAAUCUUUUGCAGUGGUUCCUUGGCAAACUCUGGGGUUGUUCCUUGAAUGUAGAAAGUGUAGACACUGAGCUGUAUCAGUAUGCCAGAUGUAAGUAACUGACACGAGGCAGUAAAUAGCUGUUUUAUGACAGCCACAGGAACAGAGAAUACAAACCAAAAGAAACACCCACAACAAAAAACCAGAAGGAAUCCUAUAACUUGCAAUAGUUUCAGUAAAAGCCCAGGUUUGCCAUCUUAGAUGUUGGUGUCACCAUUGCCUAGUGCAAGGGUUUUGUUUUGGUUUUUAUUCUGCUCACCAAGCUGUUCCUGUCAGUGAGCAAAUCGCUACUGUUUUUCUUCCUUCUCAGGCUAUUGGACUACAGCUCUCAUCUUCCCUGAUCAUUGACUGUGCUGGCUGGGGCUGAUGGGAGCUGGUGUCCAGCAACCUCUGGAGGGCCACAGGGUUCUCCAUCCUUGGUCUAAGGUUAUCAGAGGGCCUGGCCUGGACUCCUGUGCCUUUAAUGGCAGCUUGAUAUGAAGAAAUUGGCAGGUGAAGCUUUUUGUAGUGUGAAAAGAAGCAUAGCCACCUGCUGAUGUUUGCAGAUGAACCUGCCUUUAAGGGCACUGGAACAUCGUAUGGUUAAUUUUCUUUAAAAUGCCCAGUUCUUCCAGUGAAGCCCUUCCUGCCCUCUUCCCCAGCUUGUUGUGAGAUUCUGAUUUCCCUCCACAGCAGGUAAGAGGAACCGGGUGCAUUUAGAGGUAUAGCUACCAUCUCCAGGUGAGGACCUGGAAACUCCAAAAAUUGCAAUUCUGCGCAUGCUUGCUUGGAGAAAUAAUUCCCUUUGAAUUUGGUGACGCUUACUUCUGAGUAGACAUGCAUUGAACAUUCCAGAGCUGGCUUUUGACCCAGGUCCCCUGCUUGGAAUAGGAAAAUGUUAGGAACUUCCUGGGUCACCCAAAUUCACAUUUAUUGUCUGUCUACUGAUGCCUCUUUGUGAAGAAAGCUUUGUUUCUGAAGGGGUAGGGUGGGAGGCCCAGACUCACAAUUACUUUGGGAGGGUGGAUGGGUGUGUGUGGUGGGAUCCUGCAGUUGACAGUAGAGAAUCAGGAAAGGAAAGACUUCCGAAGUUUUCUGGAGGUUAGGAAGCUGGAGGGAGGGGGAGGGGGGCAGAUGCCUACCAGGGUAUGGAAUCUUUGGGAGAGAAAUGGUGAAGAGCCUGGUAGGUAUAUAGUCUAACUCGGGCAGCACAAGGAAGUGAUAAGCUGGGCUGCGCCACUGCAAGUGUGGAUCACAAUUUUGAAUGCUCCCUUAUGUUUGUUUCAAAGUGGUAGAAAACUAGUAUCCAUCAGCAGGUACCAAGCUAGGCUAGAAUCUGUCUCCUCCUUAUCCCCCCCCUUUUCCACUGAGGGUAAACUUCAUUGUGCACUUAACCACUGCAUUCCCUCUCCCCCUUCCCCUGCCUGCAAAUCUAAAGUGGUCCAGUCCACUUUACUACCUCAGAAUUCUGCAUGAUUUUCCAGGGAGUGGAAAAUGUGUUGCAUUAGCUGCGAAUUUUGGAGAGAGAAUAGGGACUAGUUCAGACAUGUGAAUAAACCCAUAAACAUUUACUAGCUCAAAUUGCACAGGCUUAACAAUGGAUGUUGUCUGUGGGCAUAUUUUCAGUCUGGGAAGAAAAAAAAACACCAUCCUGCUUCCCUUUGCAAGCAUCUCUUCACAUACCUGCACUAGUGACUAGUGGGAUUGCCACCUUUCCCCCACUAGCAGGGCUCCUGUGCCUUUAAUACCUGUGUGACGAGGAGAAAUUCAGCUUUUCCUGAUGUAUAGUUGAGGAAAGCUUAACCCACUAAACUUCUGAUGGGGUGGCAGAUGUUUCCCUGCCAGGAAAAAAAAGUUACCACCCCCUGGUGCUGGGGUUUUGCUAGUCUAGGACAACUCCAUUGUCUGGGGAGCCAGGAACUAUCUCUUCCAUCUGCAAGUCCUGUACUUUUGCUUCAUUCCAGGCCUGAGUCCCUUAGACUGCAGUAGCCUUAGCCAGCCACCACUGUGCCUUUAUAGGUGCCUUGUGCUCCCCAGCUUGCUGCCUGACAUGGUGGGCAGCUGGGUGGGGGAGGAGGAAAAGGUGGGGCUCUAUCCCCCUGUGACUCAUGUGCUUUUUCUCACCUGCACAGGAACCUGGCUGGAAAAGAGAGAGAGAGAGAGACAGACAACAAGCGCCCAGGGGCCACUAGCGUCAACGCUCUAUAAAGUAUGAAGAGAGCCCCUCUAUAGUGAAGGAAACAUGGCAGACAAGAGGAAGCUACAAGGUGAGAUUGAUCGGUGUUUGAAAAAGGUGUCGGAAGGCGUGGAGCAGUUUGAAGAUAUCUGGCAGAAGCUCCACAAUGCAGCUAAUGCCAACCAGAAGGAGAAAUAUGAAGCCGAUCUGAAAAAAGAAAUAAAAAAACUCCAGAGAUUGAGGGACCAGAUCAAGACGUGGGUUGCAUCCAAUGAGAUUAAGGACAAAAGGCAGCUAAUAGACAACCGAAAACUCAUUGAGACGCAAAUGGAGCGGUUCAAGGUAGUGGAACGUGAGACCAAGACAAAAGCCUACUCGAAGGAGGGCCUGGGCCUGGCGCAGAAGGUGGACCCAGCCCAGAAGGAAAAGGAGGAGGUUGGGCAGUGGCUGACGAACACAAUAGACACCUUGAACAUGCAGGUGGAUCAGUUUGAGAGCGAAGUGGAGUCGCUGUCUGUCCAGACACGCAAGAAGAAAGGAGACAAGGAUAAGCAAGACCGGAUCGAGGGCCUGAAGCGGCACAUUGAGAAACACCGGUACCACAUUCGGAUGCUGGAGACCAUCCUGCGGAUGCUGGACAACGACUCCAUCAACGUGGACUCCAUCCGCAAGAUCAAGGAUGACGUGGAAUACUAUGUGGAUUCCUCGCAGGACCCUGAUUUUGAGGAGAAUGAGUUCCUCUAUGAUGACCUCGACUUAGAAGACAUUCCACAGGCCCUGGUUGCCACUUCCCCACCCAGCCACAGUCACAUGGAGGAUGAGAUGUUCAACCAGUCAAGCAGCACGCCUACCUCCACCACGUCCAGCUCCCCAAUCCCACCCAGCCCUGCAAACUGCACAACAGAGAACUCUGAAGAUGACAAGAAACGGGGACGAUCGACAGACAGCGAAGUGAGCCAAUCCCCAGCGAAGAACGGUUCGAAAAGCCUCCACAACCACCACCACCAGCCGCCUCCCACAAUCCCCACCAGCUACCCGAUGGGCGGCAGCUCCAGCACGUCGUCCUCGCUGGGGGACGGGCCUGGUUCCAACAGCAACGGGGCUGUGGCUGGCAGUGGGAACGCGAGCGGCAAAGCUAACCCUCCGGCAGGGCACGCACCCACCACCCCGACCCCUUACGCCCAGGCUGUGGCGCCCCCGCCCACCAGCACCAAUGCCUCUCAGCCCCGGCCUCCCAGCACCCAGCAGAACACCAGCAAGCAGAACGGGGCAACCAGUUACAGUUCUGUGGUAGCGGACAACAGUUCAGACUCCACGCUAAGCAGCAGCAACCAGGCAUUGCCUAAUCAGACGGCGUCGCACAACCCGCCCAGCGCUUCUGUCAAAGAGCCCAGCGCAGCUCCGCAGCCACCGAGUGGUGGCAACACCACUGGAUCCAGCCUCCUGGUGCCUCUGACUGCCAACCCUCCUGCCUCGCCCACGCCCAGCUUCUCUGAUAGCAAGCCUGCCCAGACCCUGCUCAACGGGCCACCCCAGUUCAGCUCCACAGCAGAGAUCAAGGCACCUGAGCCUCUAAGUACAUUGAAGUCAAUGGCUGAGAGGGCAGCUAUCGGCUCUAGCAUAGAGGACCCCGUGCCAUCUCUUCAUCUCGCUGAAAGGGCUGAUAUCUUAAUUACGAGCACGACCUCCCAGCCAGCCUCCAACCAGCCCCCCAUCCAGCUAUCUGAGGUGAACAUCCCCCUUUCGCUCGGGGUGUGCCCCCUGGGGCCUGUGCCUCUCACCAAGGAGCAGCUCUACCAACAGGCCAUGGAGGAGGCUGCCUGGCACCACAUGCCUCAUCCUUCUGAUUCAGAAAGGAUCCGGCAAUAUCUGCCACGAAACCCCUGCCCGACCCCUCCGUACCACCACCAGAUGCCUCCCCCACACUCCGAUACGGUGGAGUUCUACCAGCGCCUCUCUACAGAGACCCUUUUCUUCAUCUUCUACUAUUUGGAGGGCACGAAGGCACAAUACCUGGCAGCGAAGGCACUGAAGAAGCAGUCCUGGCGCUUCCACACAAAGUACAUGAUGUGGUUCCAGCGGCACGAAGAACCCAAGACCAUCACUGAUGAAUUUGAGCAGGGCACUUACAUAUACUUUGACUACGAGAAAUGGGGCCAGCGCAAAAAGGAGGGUUUCACCUUUGAAUACCGCUACCUGGAAGACCGGGACCUGCAGUGAUGACCUGGGGCCAGCAGGGGGUGCCAAGCCUUCCUUCCAGAGACAACUGCGGUGCGCUUGGGGCAGCAGCAAAGGAAGACCAACCAAUACACCACAUCACACCCCCCAUCCCCACCCCAUCAAAACCGUGGGGGAACGGGGCGAGCUGCACGUUUUUUAAAAAAUGCAUGCAAGUUUUAAAAGUGACCGCGGGACGGAGGAGGAGGGGCGGCAGUGGCGGGAUUCUCCCCUGCCUUUUCCUUGCUCUCUUCUGCCUGUAAUGCAUACGAAGAGGUCGGGAAAAAGGGGGAAAUGCUCUUCAUGUGCACCAGAUUCGGGUGAGAGAGUGGAGAUUAAAAAAGAAUUUGAGAAUCCCACCAAAAGAGUGACUUUCCCCCAAUCUACAUUUUUGUGUGUCUUCUAAAUUGGAGAAUUUAUUAUGCCCCUUCCGCCACCAAUUGCAGCAAACACCAACAUCCUGUCCUCCUUUGCCCUCCUCGCCAACCUCUCAAGUGCAGACAUCACCCACGAUUUGGCUGCCAUCAUAUGCCCGUGUGUGUGAGACAGAUGAGGGCACAGGGCUCUAUAAAUAUCCUCAAUAGUCAGAAGUGUUGGGAACAGUUCAGGGUGACUUUGCUCCAACCUUUGCCUAGUUGUCACUGCUGGAAAUGGCAAAAAAGCAAAAUGACGUCAACUUGUUACCAACCAGUCAGCCGGCUGCCAGAAAGGAUUCCAGUACAAAGUAUUUUGUGGACUGGUACCUUCUGUUAACAUUUUAUAGGCUGCCGUAUUUUUUCACUUGCUUCUGGCAGGUGAUGAUGUUGCGG